Cuscuta campestris is the source of this 1398-nucleotide messenger RNA. The record is from the annotation of a GenBank genome assembly. Lineage: Eukaryota; Viridiplantae; Streptophyta; Magnoliopsida; Solanales; Convolvulaceae.
CAGGUUUUGAUAAUGCUAAACCGCUGUGAACAAGACAAAGUGUUGAAUAUACAAGGCGAGAUAUGAAGAUAAGAACAAGAGCUAAAAGAGACCAAGAUCGAAGACCAUAGUUUUAGUGUCGUUGAGUCGGUCACAAUUGUGAUCAAGACCGACCCAACCUUUGCACUUUGGCUCUUUAAGCUAAAACUCUUUUCAUUGCAUUUCACAUAUCAUCAAAAUGUUUUUCAAACAUAACCAUGCCACCCAGCGAUGGGAGAUAUUACCCAUCCAUGGGUAAGUGAUCCCGGAUUCCAGAAUCAUGCCACCCAGCGAUGGGAGAUAUUACCCAUCGAUGGGUAAGCAGCCUUUAGCUCAGCUAGACUCCAGAACCAUGCCACACAGCGAUGGGGAUUUCCCACUGUUAGACGCCUUUCACACCUGUAGAGGGGGGGUGAAUAGAGAAAUCCGGAAUGCUCAGGAGGAUGACGAGUUAUGUCGCAUGACACGGGACCUUGUCUCUAGUGGGAAGAGACCAGAGUUUACUGUUGGUUCUGAUGGAAUCUUGUUUUUCCGCAGCCGUCUUGUGGUACCAUGCGGGGCCGUGAGGGAGCGGCUGUUACGCGCGGUGACUCUGGACGAGAACUUGACCUAUGAGGAGGAGCCGGUGCAGAUUCUAGCACGAGAAGUGAAAGAGUUGAGGAAUAAGCGGGUGCCUCUAGUCAAAGUCUUGUGGCGUAACCAUGCUGUCGAAGAGGCUACGUGGGAGACCGAGGAGUCCAUGAGAGUUCAAUUGGAUUGGGGUUGUGUUGGGGGCUGUUUUCCGGUUGGUUUAGAUUCAAUUAGGGCUGUUUGGGCAGUUGGGGCUGACCAGGUCGUGGGACCGACUGUCCGGGGUGUUGGGCCGGUGGGUCCGGCUGUUAGGCCGGCUGCAUUGGUCCGUUGGGCCGGCAGCGUUGGGCCGGUUGAGUGGGGCUGCCUGAACGGGCAGCGGGUUGGGGCUGUCGGGUCGGUCCGGCAGGUGUCGGCUGAUCCGGUGGUGAAUGGUACUGCUCUGGCAGGGGCAGUGGGCCCGAGGAUCGAUUCCUUGGUCUCGACUCCGCGCAGACCUAUUGGUCUCUUAAACAUUGACGGUUAUUUCAAUAACCUAAUCAAGUUUCUAGAUGAUGCGGUGAGGCAGAACUUCAUGGCUUUGAAUCAGAAGAAGCUGUUCAUUUCUUCUUUCUUUGUUGAUGAGCUUUUGGACAAGCUAGAGUUUGCUAAGGCUUUCCCAGGUCCCGGUGCUAGUUAUGACGAGUUUGCAAAUCCUGGAAGAUUAGACUUAGAGUUGCAUCUGUAAUAUUUCCAAGUUGAAAUAAUAUUGUCCAUGUACAUUAUGCGCUAGUCACAAAUAUCGUUCUAAGCUGCAUGGCUAGUGCAUUU